Messenger RNA from Aureobasidium namibiae CBS 147.97, 987 nucleotides. RefSeq lists its product as uncharacterized. The transcript has 2 exons. The record is from RefSeq and is a predicted model, not a curated record. NCBI's taxonomy places the organism in Eukaryota, Fungi, Ascomycota, Dothideomycetes, Dothideales, Saccotheciaceae. The coding region runs from base 1 to 987 and encodes 328 amino acids.
AUGCCUCCCGCAACUCAACCUCGCCAUCGCCGUCCUUCGUGGAGACAGUCACGCGUUCCACACCGCACGUACCUAGAGACAGACUUCGAUCGCAAGCAGGAACAUGAGAUACCUGCUGCUGCCGACGCCGAUACCUUCUACUACAAUGCCGCCUUCGUUGUUGAAUGGAUGAUGCCGGCAGACCUCAGGCUCCGCCUUCCCGAGUCUCUGUUGACGGAGCUUGAUAACUGGCAAGCUGCAGGCGCCGCUGUUUGCACGGCUCUGGCUCGAAUCGACAAGCUCGAUGACGAGAGUAUUCAUAGAGGCUGGCCGUCCAGAUCCAAUCUACAUCUUUCGCGUACUACGUCUGACUGCUCUGCCAUUGGAUCGCCCCAGUCUCCCACCAUAGGCCUUCUGGAGAUGUCAUCCCCCCAGACACAGGUUCCCUUCUCUUCGCGCCCGACAAGGUUUGGCAGCAUCUUGUCGACCAGUCCAGAUACACCACCUUUUACUCCACGAGAUAGCAUCAUGGGCGAUGAGGUUGAUGAGAUCAGCACGUCAUUCCGCGACAAGAUCAGUCUCGAGCACGUUGAUGCCAUGCUGGCCACCAGGGUUCGACGUGCCUCGGAAUCUGCUGGUUCUCCAUCCCCGAUCAUGAGUCCGAUUUCUCAGCAAUGUUCCAACGAAUUCGCCUUUGAUAUCGAUCAGCAGUUCGACGAGAGUGCCUGGGAUGUGUUUGUGCGUUCAUACGAAGCCGAACUCGAGCAUCUACGCACUGAGACACUGGUUCGCUUCAGGCACGUUGGCAAGUCUGUGGAUAGGCUUUGGCUGGAUCUCAGAUGCGAUGGUGUACAUCCUGUGUCGCAGUCAACUGCUUCCGAGUUUGUCGCCUGGUGGAAACAGAUGAACGACAAAGAGCACGAAUAUGAGAAAGAGGUCCAGAUGCUAGAAGUACCUCAACUUGAGCUCGUCAGUUUCCAACGGGUGUCGCAGGGACUGUCUACCUGA